AUAAUGCAAAUUUUUCGACAAUUUUUUCGCUCAAAAAUAUAUAUUUAUCAUGUUAUUGUUAUUAAAUUAUUAUGAUCAAUCUGCAAUUUGCAUAUGUGUUCUUUGCGGUUGCUUAGAUAUGUUUGUUUGAUCGAUAUUUUACCUAGCGCUAUAUAAGAGUUUUACAACGAACAAGAACGGAAGUUGUGUCGAUUCGAAUGAAUUGUUUGUGAUAAUCUAAAUUCAGAUUAUGGCGAUAGUUAUUAAAGAUUAUCAAUGGCGACAGACGGAGAAAAGAAUAAUAAUUCACGUCCCUCUAAAAGGUCGCCCUAAAAAUGUGGAUUUAUUCGUUAUGGACAACUACGUAAAGAUUAGCUUUCCACCCUUUAUUUUGGAAUUAUUUCUGUGGGAAAACGUACUUGAAGAGGAGAGUGAAUGUACUUUGACAGAUACCGAAGCUGUCUUCUCUUUACAAAAAGUUAGCAUGACUAUCAAAUGGCCGAGUCUCGAGGUGGAAAACAUUAGCAAGAGUGAAAAAUGUCAUACUAGAAACCGCAUUUUAGAAAAAGCACAAAGUGUUUUGGAAAAUCGUGCAAAACUUAAAAAGGAGAAACUUCAACAUUUGCAAAAAGAAGCAGUAAAAAUACAGGUCAAUUUGGAUACUGAUACGCUAAAUAAAAUAGAGGCCUUGAGAAACUGUCAUCGGAAAACUGCGAUGCAGGAUUUCGAAGAAUGGCGAUCAAAUGCAGAAAUGCCGAUUCUCCAGGAUAUUUCCGGCAAAGUGCAAGAGAAUAGGAAGGCAUAUAGGCCUCCACUUAAAUGGUUCAAGGAUGAUCUUGAUAUCAUACAAUCUCGGGAAAUUGACAAGAAAGGAGGGAAAGAAGAAUCAAUAGUUAUAGAAGAAUUAAAGGAAGAUCUAAUUGUUAAAGAAAAUACGAAUAAACACUUAGUUACCGAAAAAAAUCUGAAAGAAAAAUUAGUUAAUGAAAAAAAACUGAAAGAAGAUUUAGAUAUUAAAGAAAAUCCAGAAAGUGUAUCAACAAUUAAAGAACAUCUGAAAACAGAAUCAAUCGGUCAAACAAUGUUAAAGGAAGAUACAACUCUCAACGAAAAUACCGGAAAAGAAGCGGAUGUAAAGAUAAAGGAGACAACGAAAAAUCUGAACAACAAAAAAUCUAAUAUUAAUUUUGAAGAAUGCUCCAGUUGUUCCGAGGAUUCCGAAUCAGAUGACGAGAUUACGUCUUCUAAGUCUUCAACAAAUUCUUUAGUUAAGGAAAUGGAUAAGAAAUCUCUGCAAAAGUUCUAUAGAAAAAUGAAGAAGCAAAGACCAGACCAGGAUUUGAUUGAUAGGAUACUGAAGGAUCGAUAUCCCAAAAUAAAUCAAAUAUUCGAUGAACCCACAAAAGCAAUUCCACUUCCUAGAAAAAGUGGAACGAUCAAUGUUACCUUCUCCGAACGGGCUUUUCCUACGCCGGCUAGAGAGAGCGCCUUCGUGGAAGAACAGGAAUGGCUUUCCAAGCAAGCAGAAGCUAGAAGGAAAACGGGAUUUGUUGUCGAGAAUCUCCGUCCUGAAGAACAGGAUCCGCAAUGGCUGAAAGACAAGGGCGAUGAUUUCUUCAAAGCCGGGAAUUAUUUAGCUGCCAUCAGUGCAUAUACACAUGGUAUCAAAAUCAGCGAUAAAAUGGCGGCACUUUAUGUGAACAGAUCUGCCGCACAUUACGCCCUUGGAAAUUAUUAUAGGUGUAUUGAUGAUUGUUCUAAGGUACUGGAGCUAAUGGAACCAAAGUGCGAAAGCAACAAAAUAUCGCGAGCGAGGUGUCAUGCUCGUCGUGGUGCUGCGCUUUGUAAAUUAUCCGCGCCGCAGCAUGGCAUCCCCGAACUGGAAGCUGCCCUGAAGCUAGAUCCAGAUAACAAGAGCAUUAAACACGAUCUCUAUGCCGCUAGACAAUAUUUUAGUAUGAAAGAAUGAAUGAAAGGAAGGCCGGGAUUAAUUUUCUAAAAUUUCCCCCCUGUAGAAAUUUUAGGAACGUUUCAAUUUAUAUGUUUAUUUAUUUUCCAUUAUCCAUACUAAUAAGUUGAUGUA
Molecule: messenger RNA, 2062 nt
Organism: Temnothorax curvispinosus
Lineage: Eukaryota; Metazoa; Arthropoda; Insecta; Hymenoptera; Formicidae
Product: dynein assembly factor 4, axonemal-like
Exons: 7
Coding region: 230-1948 (572 amino acids)
Biological process (GO): inner dynein arm assembly; outer dynein arm assembly; cilium movement
Molecular function (GO): protein binding
Source: RefSeq, a predicted model, not a curated record